Calypte anna (Anna's hummingbird) is the source of this 2013-nucleotide messenger RNA. It is a transcript of the gene APMAP, whose product is annotated as adipocyte plasma membrane associated protein. Gene Ontology annotation, molecular function: strictosidine synthase activity. Lineage: Eukaryota; Metazoa; Chordata; Aves; Apodiformes; Trochilidae. The transcript has 9 exons. The record is from RefSeq and is a predicted model, not a curated record. Gene Ontology annotation, biological process: biosynthetic process. The coding region runs from base 51 to 1298 and encodes 415 amino acids.
GGGGCCGGGCGGCCGGAGCUCGGGUGCGGGGAGGCGGUAGCAGCAGCAGCAUGAAUGAAGCGGAGGGCCUGCGGCAGCGCCGGCCUCUCCGCCCGCAGGUCAUCACCGAGGACAGCCAGGCACAGGAGGCCAAGGAGGGCAGCGCUUACAGCAGCAAGGUGUUUCGUGUUACCUUCUUGACUUUGGCUGCAUCUCUAACUGUGCCCCUGCUUGGAGUCACUGUUCUACUGGAUUCUCCUAUAGACCCUCAACCUAUAAGUUUGAAGGAACCUCCCCUCCUGACGGGUGUGUUGGAGCCCAAUAUCAAAUUACGAAAAGCUGAGCGGUUAUGGGAAAAUCAGCUGGUUGGACCAGAGUCCAUUGUCAAUAUUGGGGAUGUGCUAUUUACUGGGACAGCUGAUGGGAAGAUUAUCAAAAUUGAAGAUGGGGAAAUACAAACAAUAGCCAGAAUUGGCCAUGGUCCUUGUGGAACCCGUGAAGAUGAACCAAUGUGUGGAAGACCACUUGGCAUCAGAGUGGGGCCAAAUAACACCCUGUUUGUGGCAGAUGCUUAUUAUGGACUCUAUGAAGUUAAUCCUGGUACAGGUGAAACAAAAAUGCUCGUAUCAACCAAAACACCAGUUGAAGGUCAGCAGUUGUCAUUUGUGAAUGAUCUUACAGUGACCCGGGAUGGGAGGAAAAUCUACUUCACAGACUCCAGUAGCAAAUGGCAAAGACGGGACUACUUAUUCUUGAUCAUGGAAGGCACAGAUGAUGGGCGCUUGCUGGAAUAUGACACUGUAACAAAAGAAGUAAAAGUCUUAAUGGUGGGGCUGAGGUUUCCCAAUGGUGUCCAGCUUUCUCCUGCAGAAGACUUUGUCCUGGUGCAGGAGACAACCAUGGCUAGAAUCAGGAGGUAUUAUGUGUCUGGGCUCAUGAAAGGUGGAGCAGAUAUGUUUGUUGAGAAUAUGCCUGGUCUUCCAGACAAUAUCAGAUUAAGCAGCUCUGGAGGAUAUUGGGUAGCUAUGGCAGUUGUCCGUCCCAACCCUGGAUUUUCUUUGUUGGAUUUCUUGUCUGAAAAACCAUGGAUUAAAAGGAUGAUAUUUAAGUUGCUGAGCCAAGAGACUGUGACAAAGUUUGUGCCCAAAUACAGCCUUGUUGUUGAACUUACUGAGACAGGAUCCUACAGAAGAAGCUUUCAUGAUCCCAGUGGAGUGAUGGCUCCUUAUGUUAGUGAGGCACACGAGCACGAUGGAUAUCUCUACCUGGGCUCCUUCCGGUCUCCGUUUAUCUGUAGACUUAAUCUUCAGCAUGUUUAACUGUCCAUCCAUGAUAAAGUGCCACUGUCCUAUAAUAAUCCAGAGGUACAAAGGAAGCAUAUGUUUGAGGCAGUGUGUGACCAGGUACAAAAUGUGAAAGACAAUCUGUAGCACUGAUCUGUUGCCGUAGGAAAACAUACAUCUUCCUUGGUUUAACUGCUCUUGCUUUGGAGUUGGUGUGCAUAAUGAUUAAUAUCUGAGGAGUAUGGUGGAGCAUCUUUGUGUGGUUAGGGGUUCCUUAAAGAAAAUUCAUUGCUUUUUCAUGCCCAGGCCUGUUUGGAGUCAUCUUAAACGGACAUCAUCUGUCACCUUUAAUGCAACUGUAUGUCUUACUACAUUGGGAGGAUUUGUGAUGUGUGAAAUUUAAUUGUGUAUGAUUGGGGUUGAAGAUGAUGUCUUGCAUGUGUUUGUUUCUGGUUUAGAGCUUCCUGUUUAGGAAAGAUUACAGUGCAUGUUCUAAUGUCAUACCAUGGUGCUGUGGUAGAGGCAGUAACAUCCAGAACAUGCCUAGAAAUCUAGUUACAUCCAUUGGGUUUCUUCAGUUACAGCCUGUGUAAUCAACAUUAGACACUACAAUUAAUUGUUAAUCAACAUGCAAAACCAAAUUUUAUCAUUAUCUGUGGACUCCUGUGUUUCUUUAUAGCAUUGUAGUCAGAUGAUGAAUGAAAGUUACAUUUUCUUUGUUAUUAAAGACUAGUUCCAGCAGGUUUAAAAA